AUGGAUGAGAAUAUAGAGAGCCAUAGUCUUUCUAUUCUCUUGCAUUUCUUAUCUCCUUCUUCCACUUGGCUUUCGAUGCACUGUUCUGAAGCACGUCUAGAUACAAUUGAGGCACAGAGGUCAACGGAUAUGUCUCAUGACCAACGGAGACAAAGAUCCUUCCUCAUGAAAAUGAUAAACAAAGGUGCAUGCAUGAUCAGUUCACGAGGUUUGCCUCAAGGCCCGCAACUUAUGGAAGACACUGAAACUGUGCCCAAGUUCCUUACCAAUCUCAAACUGUCAGAUCUUAACAACCGUCCAGGUGAAGAUGUGCUGAUGAAUCCAGAGAUCUUUAGCGCAAUGAGAGGUGGAAACAUAGACUUUCUGAAGAAGAUGAAAACCAACGAAACAACACCAAUGGCAUGUUUGAAGAACAAUAAAGGAGAUUCCAUUCUUCACAUUGCUUCUUCUUGGGGUCAUCUUGAACUAGUGAAGGGGAUAAUCUCUGAAUGUCCAUCUCUUCUAUUGGAGAAAAACUCCAAGUAUCAACUUCCGCUACAUGUGGCGGCUGGUGCUGGUUAUUCAGCAAUUGUUAAGGUUCUUGUUGAGUCGCUAACGUAUUUUUCAGCUGGACUACAUGAAGAAGAUAAGGCGAACUUGAAUCUAUAUGUUAUGAAGGACAUAAACGGAGAUACUGCUCUGCACUUAGCCUUGAAAGACCUCCAUAAAAAAACAGAGGUUCGGAUGUAUCACAAUCGUAUCAGAUUGCUAAUAUUCAUGACUCACCUUAUGAAUAAAAAAGUAAUCAUUUCAUCUCCUGAUACAUCAAUACGGCAAAUGGAGUUAGCUGCCUAUCUAGUGAAAGCGAACCAACAGGCUUCGUUUCUUGAGAAUAAAGAUGGAGUAUCUCCCUUGUAUAUGGCCGUAGAAGCUGGUAAUGUCUCACUUGUGAAUGCAAUGUUGAACCUUCCUGGUAAUAACGUCCAGGGAAAAACCUUUGACUUAGCCUCGAUACUGGAAGGGAGAAAAUCACUUGUACAUGCAGCUCUAAAGGCCAAGAAUACAGAUGUUCUUGAUGUUAUUCUAAACAAAUAUCCUAGCCUUGUCAAUGAGCGAGAUGAAGAAAGGCGAACAUGUCUUUCGGUUGGGGCAUCAGUAGGGUUUUAUAAAGGCAUAUACAAGCUUUUAGUCCUAUCAACACCCCCAAAUGUUUAUGAAUGUGAUGGCGAUGAUAAUGAUGGUUCUUUUGCAAUCCAUAUGGCAGUUGAGAAAGGCCAUAUGGAUAUUGUUAAAGAGCUUCUGAAACGUUGUCCAGAUGCAAUAUACCUGCUCAACGAACAAGGUCAGAACAUUCUUCACAUCGCAGCAAAGCGUGGAAAAGCUGAAUCGUUUCUUUUGGGUUAUGUAAGGAAACUUGACACAAAAAAUCAUUUGAUUGAGGAGCAAGAUGUGGAUGGGAAUACACCUUUGCACCUAGCCACCAUACAUUGGCGCCCUCGAACUCUUUUCAAACUUACGGAGCUUGCUUUAACCAACCCAAAAGUCCUGGAUAUAUUGAACAAAGAUGGCUUGACACCUUUUGAUAUUGCGGAGUCAAAACUUCAGUCUGAUUACAUUUUCCGGGAGAGAAUGACGUUGGUGGUGUUGAUGCGCAUUUACGCACCAGAAGCUUUUUCAAUGAUGCCGUUGAGUGGGAUGACACUAAGAAGCAGAUCAGAGUGUAUAAAGGGUGGUAAAAAAUACAAAGACCAAAUCAAUAUUCUUCUACUAGUGGCAGCACUUGUAGCUACCAUGACAUUUGCUGCAGGCUUUACCAUGCCAGGUGGCUUUAGCAGCUCUGCUCCUAACUUGGGUAUGGCCAUUUUGGCUAAUGACCAAACCAUCGUUGGUUUUGUGACAGCUGACACCUUUGCAAUGCAAUGCUCUGUUGUAGCAAUAGUAGCCCUUAUUUGGGCUCAACUAGGGGAUCCUGAUAUCGUUCACAGAGCCUUGAGGAUAGCAUUGCCAACGCUAUUCAUUGCUCUGAUCUACAUGUCUGUGGCAUUCUUAUCUGCCUUGAUGGGGACGAUAAAGCAAAACAAGGAGCUUUACACUAUUCUUUCCAUCUCAUCUAUCAUCUUUUAUCUGUGGUUUCUUUUUCUCCUUGUCCCUUAUGUUAGUCCGCAAGCAUCCGCUUUUAUUUUUCUCCCUCUUUUUUUGUUAUUUGUUAAUGAAGACGAUGUUGAAAAACAUGACACCUCUGGAUCUGGUGAUACGCUUGUGAAUACGGUGGAGUCGGUGGGGGAUCCUCGAUCAAGCGACGAUCAAGUGGAAAAGUCGAAAGCGCGGAAACAAUUUGACGAGUCUCCUGUUCAAGAUGUAUUCACAUGGACAGCAAUGGUGUCAGGAUAUGUGCAAAACCAACUGGUGGAAGAAGCGAGAGGAUUAUUCGAUAAAAUGGCAGAGAGAAACAAAGUAUCGUGGAAUGCAAUGCUUGCAGGAUAUGUGCAGGGUGAGAGAAUGGAGGUGGUGAAAGAGUUGUUCCAUGUUAUGCUGCCUUGUAGAAAUGUUAGUACAUAA
Microthlaspi erraticum is the source of this 2538-nucleotide messenger RNA. Lineage: Eukaryota; Viridiplantae; Streptophyta; Magnoliopsida; Brassicales; Brassicaceae. The record is from the annotation of a GenBank genome assembly.